This is a messenger RNA of Alternaria atra, 1203 nucleotides long. RefSeq lists its product as uncharacterized. NCBI's taxonomy places the organism in Eukaryota, Fungi, Ascomycota, Dothideomycetes, Pleosporales, Pleosporaceae. Bases 1 to 1203 code for a protein of 400 amino acids. The record is from RefSeq and is a predicted model, not a curated record. Gene Ontology annotation, molecular function: hydrolase activity, hydrolyzing O-glycosyl compounds. The transcript has 2 exons. Gene Ontology annotation, biological process: cellulose catabolic process.
AUGCUAUCUAACCUUCUUCUCACUGCUGCGCUCGCAGCAGGCGUGGCUCAGGCCCUGCCUCAAGCAACCAGCACAAGGUCUACAACCACUACUCGCGCCACGACGACGGCCGCUCCAGCAGCCACCGGAAACCCCUUCGCCGGCAAAGACUUCUACGCCAACCCAUACUACUCGUCCGAGGUCUACACUCUGGCGAUGCCAUCGCUUGCUGCGUCACUGAAGCCCGCUGCUUCUGCCGUUGCCAAGGUCGGUUCAUUCGUAUGGAUGGACACGAUGGCCAAGGUGCCUACCAUGGACACCUACCUGGCAGACAUCAAAGCCAAGAAUGCUGCGGGUGCAAAGCUGAUGGGUACUUUUGUCGUCUAUGACCUGCCUGACCGCGACUGCGCUGCCCUCGCCUCCAACGGUGAGCUCAAAAUCAACGAGGGUGGUGCAGAAAAGUACAAGACCCAGUACAUCGACAAGAUCGCUGCCAUUAUCCAGAAGUACCCUGACGUCAAGAUCAACCUUGCCAUUGAGCCCGACUCCUUGGCCAACAUGGUCACCAACAUGGGCGUACAAAAGUGCGCGAACGCUGCUUCCACCUACAAGGACCUCACCGCCUACGCCCUCAAGAAGCUCAACUUUGCCAAUGUCGACAUGUACCUCGACGGAGGCCAUGCUGGCUGGCUAGGCUGGGACGCCAACAUUGGCCCAGCCGCAAAACUCUACGCUGAGGUUUACAAGGCUGCUGGCUCUCCCCGCGCUGUCCGUGGUAUUGUCACCAACGUCAGUAACUACAACGCCUUCCGCAUCGCCACAUGCCCUUCCAUCACCCAAGGAAGCAAGAACUGCGACGAGGAGCGCUUCAUCAAUGCUUUCGCUCCUUUGCUCCGCGCCGAAGGCUUCCCAGCCCACUUCAUCGUCGAUACUGGCCGCAGCGGUAAGCAGCCUACCGGUCAGCAGGCUUGGGGAGACUGGUGCAAUGUUUCGGGCGCUGGUUUCGGUAUCCGUCCUACUACCAACACUGACAACGCGCUUGUCGAUGCUUUUGUCUGGGUCAAGCCCGGUGGCGAGUCUGAUGGUACCUCUGACCAAUCUGCUGCUCGCUACGACGGCUUCUGCGGCAAGGCCUCCGCUUUCAAGCCUGCGCCCGAAGCUGGCACUUGGUUCCAAGCAUACUUCGAGAUGUUGCUCAAGAAUGCCAACCCUGCUCUCGCAUAA